Doryrhamphus excisus (bluestripe pipefish) is the source of this 1545-nucleotide messenger RNA. Its product is annotated as tubulin beta-1 chain-like. Gene Ontology annotation, cellular component: microtubule. NCBI's taxonomy places the organism in Eukaryota, Metazoa, Chordata, Actinopteri, Syngnathiformes, Syngnathidae. Gene Ontology annotation, molecular function: structural constituent of cytoskeleton; GTPase activity; GTP binding. Gene Ontology annotation, biological process: microtubule-based process. The record is from RefSeq and is a predicted model, not a curated record.
UGAAAGGGCGGGCUCUCCGUGUAAAAGCCACGCUUUUCAGCCAUCUUUCGCAAACUUUGUCUUGGAACUUUCGAGACACGUUUUACUCAAACACGCCAGUCGCACGAGAAAAUGAGGGAAAUUGUGCAUCUUCAGGCUGGUCAGUGCGGAAACCAAAUCGGUGCUAAGUUUUGGGAGGUGAUCAGUGAUGAGCACGGCAUUGACCCAACUGGCACGUACCAUGGUGACAGUGACCUGCAGCUGGACAGGAUCAACGUCUACUACAAUGAAGCUUCGGGUGGAAAGUAUGUUCCCCGUGCUGUGUUGGUUGAUCUGGAGCCAGGCACGAUGGACUCAGUGAGGUCUGGACCCUUCGGUCAGGUUUUCAGACCAGACAACUUUGUCUUUGGCCAGAGCGGUGCUGGUAACAAUUGGGCCAAGGGUCAUUACACGGAGGGCGCAGAGCUGGUGGACUCUGUCUUGGAUGUGGUGAGGAAGGAGGCGGAGAGCUGUGACUGCCUCCAGGGUUUCCAGCUCACCCACUCCCUGGGUGGCGGCACUGGCUCUGGUAUGGGCACUCUGCUCAUCAGUAAAAUCAGGGAAGAGUACCCAGACCGUAUCAUGAACACCUUCAGCGUGGUGCCCUCCCCCAAAGUAUCCGACACAGUGGUUGAGCCCUACAACGCCACGCUGUCAGUCCACCAGCUGGUCGAGAACACGGAUGAGACCUACUGCAUCGACAACGAGGCCCUGUACGAUAUCUGCUUCCGCACCCUUAAGCUCACCACACCCUCCUACGGCGACCUCAACCACCUGGUCUCCGCCACCAUGAGCGGCGUCACCACCUGCCUCAGGUUCCCCGGGCAGCUCAACGCUGACCUGCGGAAGCUGGCCGUCAACAUGGUGCCCUUCCCCCGUCUCCACUUCUUCAUGCCCGGCUUUGCUCCCCUCACAAGCAGAGGCAGCCAGCAGUACAGGUCACUCACCGUACCCGAGCUCACCCAGCAGAUGUUUGACGCCAAGAACAUGAUGGCCGCCUGCGACCCACGCCAAGGCCGCUAUCUGACGGUGGCCGCCAUCUUCCGUGGUCGCAUGUCCAUGAAGGAGGUGGACGAGCAGAUGCUCAAUGUGCAGAACAAGAACAGCAGCUACUUCGUGGAAUGGAUCCCCAACAACGUCAAGACGGCCGUGUGUGACAUUCCUCCCAGAGGCCUCAAGAUGGCCGCCACCUUCAUCGGCAACAGCACUGCCAUCCAAGAGCUGUUCAAGCGCAUCUCAGAGCAGUUUACAGCCAUGUUCAGGCGCAAGGCUUUCCUCCACUGGUACACUGGUGAGGGCAUGGAUGAGAUGGAGUUCACGGAGGCCGAGAGCAACAUGAACGACCUGGUGUCCGAGUACCAGCAGUACCAGGAUGCCACCGCUGAGGAGGAAGGUGAAUUUGGCGAGGACGAUGAGGAGGAAAUGGGUUGAUCAUUUCAGCAGUUGAAUAUUUUGGUUUAUUUUGUCUCGGAUUUUCAAUGUUUUUGUCAUUUAAAAUGAAAUGCAAUAAAUUUACUACACUAUGGA